Musca domestica (house fly) is the source of this 2468-nucleotide messenger RNA. Its product is annotated as U4/U6 small nuclear ribonucleoprotein Prp4. Lineage: Eukaryota; Metazoa; Arthropoda; Insecta; Diptera; Muscidae. Gene Ontology annotation, biological process: mRNA splicing, via spliceosome. Gene Ontology annotation, molecular function: protein binding; U6 snRNA binding; U4 snRNA binding. The transcript is spliced from 2 exons. The record is from RefSeq and is a predicted model, not a curated record. Gene Ontology annotation, cellular component: U4/U6 x U5 tri-snRNP complex. The coding region runs from base 243 to 1877 and encodes 544 amino acids.
UUCUGCUUUGCUCUCGCUUAACGUCGGCGUCAAACGUCGUCACUGUGUGCUCAGUUCGAUGUAAACAACUUCAGUGUUGUUUAAAAAACGUACGGCCAAUCAGCACGCCGGCCGCGGCAAUUUUGUGUACGUUUAAUCGUUUGUGUCGUUUAUUUUUCUCAAUUAUUUGGCAAAUAGUUUGGUUCAAAAAUAAAUUCUGUAUAAAUUAUUUUUAUUAAUUCUUCGUUUGAACAUAAAAUAAUAUGUCCGACGAUGAAGAUAUACAAUACAUUAAACGGCAACGAACACUGUAUUAUGGCUCCCUCGAGGAAGUUGAGCGAAAGCGUUUGGCAUCAUCUACUGGCGCCGCUGCAGCAGCGAGUGGAGCGGGAAUAGCGGCGGGUGCUGCUGCUCAAUUGGAAGACAUCGAUUCCGAUGAAGAUUAUGUUGAUGAUCAAAGAAAAAGCAACCAGGGAGCUGCAGUCCAAUCAGCGCCACCACCAACAGCUGCCGCCCUAGCCAAUAAGAUUACGGAUGAUUAUUUCGAUUUGGAGACGGAAAUUUCUAAAGACAAAGUUGCGUUGCUGGAGGAGUUUGAGCGCAAGAAACGUGCUCGCCAAAUAAAUGUGUCAACGGAUGAUGCAGAAAUUAAACGGAACUUGCGACAAUUAAAUGAACCGAUAUGUUAUUUUGGAGAAGGUCCAGCGGAACGUAGACGCCGCCUAAGGGAGUUAUUGGCUAGUUUGGGUGAAAAUGCCAUUAAACAAAAGCAGAAUGAAGAAGAAGAACGAAAGCAGUUACAAAAGGAACAAGAAACCACAUGGUAUCAUGAGGGACCGGAAACGUUAAGGGUUGCUAGGCUUUGGAUUGCCCACUAUUCAUUGCCGCGGGCCAAGGAACGUUUGGAAAAGGCACGCGAGGCGCUUCAGGUGCCAAGUGCCACAAGGGCGGGUCGGAUGGUUGAGUUACAAAAACGUUUACAGUCUUUGGGGCCACAUUGCAGUCAAGUGGGUGAUACCAGACCACUGAGUGGUAGUGCCUUUAAUGAUGAUUCCACGCUGUUGGUUACAUCAUCAUGGUCAGGUUUGUGUAAGGUAUGGUCGGUGCCUGACUGUAAGCUGGAGCAGACACUAAGAGGUCAUACCAGUUAUGUGGGUGGAGUGGCAUUUCGCCCGGGUGUCAAACGAGAUGAAGAAAAUGUUGUGGCCAUGGCUUCGGGAGGUCAUGAUGGUUCCGUUAAACUUUGGGGAUUCAAUUCGGAGGAAUCCAUAGCCGAUAUAACAGGUCACAUGCCACAUAGGGUGUCCAAAUUGGGUUUUCAUCCAUCCGGAAGAUUUCUGGCCACAGCGUGUUAUGACUCCUCGUGGCGCCUGUGGGAUCUUGAACAAAAAACCGAGGUCUUACAUCAAGAAGGUCAUGCCAAGGCGGUGCAUUGCCUUAGUUUCCAACAUGAGGGCAGUGUAAUUGUUACCGGUGGCCUGGACGCCUUUGGAAGAGUGUGGGAUUUGCGAACAGGUCGCUGUAUUAUGUUCUUGGAGGGCCACUUGGGUUCCAUUUUUGGUGUGGAUUUCUCACCAAAUGGUUUUCACAUUGCCACCGGCUCCCAAGAUAACACAUGUAAAAUUUGGGAUCUAAGACGACGUCAACCCGUCUACACCAUUCCUGCCCAUGUCAAUCUUAUUUCUGAUGUCAAAUAUCAACGAGAUGGUGGUAGCUUUCUGGCCACAUGCUCCUACGAUUGCACCACCAAAAUAUGGUCGAACAAAACAUGGCAACCGCUGAAAACAUUGCAGGGUCACGAUGGCAAAGUUGUGUCCUUGGAUAUAUCAUCGAAUUCGAAUUUCAUUGUUACAACUUCCUUUGAUAGAACUUUUAAGUUAUGGUCACCGGAUUGCUAGUACAUGUCGAUUCAUUUUCUUAUAACGUUGAGUCUGAAAUUGUGACUGGUAGACUUUAUUCUUACUUCCGAAACAUUUGAGAAAAUCCCUAGAAAUGGGCGCACUGAGUUGCCCCAUGGAUUUCGAAUUUGUUUUGAAUAGCAGUUUUUCUUCAACCGAAAGAUAAAUGAAUCUGUUUCUUUGUUAAUGUUUAACUAAAUAAAUAUAUUUAUCUUAUUAGUUUGUUAUACCGAUUUUAGUUUGGUACAUCCCCAUUGAAAACAAAUCAAUACAAAGGAAUAGAAAAUAACAAAUUGUGUACAAGCCCAUCUUUUUUUAAAUUUAAAUUUACAUAACAUGCAUUGUUUCGUGUUACACAAAACAAAAGUGAUAAAUAAAUAAGAAAAAAUAGAAAAACGAAAAAACAAAAUUCUCCAUAAACCAGUGUAAUUUAAUUUCAUGUUAUUGUAAUAUAGAAUUACUGCCAUUGUUGUAUUAAUUUUGUUUUAUUUUUAUUUUCUAACACACACACCAAACCGAUUUAAAUAAAACAAAAAUAUUAAUAAAGUGCAUUCAAAACAUGUCAACAAUAAUAAAAAUAAAAAAAAAUAA